AUGAUCUAACUAGGUCAAACAUGGGGUCCUCUGGUGAAUCAGAAAAGAUUAUCCAGCGCUUGAACGAUGAUCUCCGAGAAGCCCAGGACCAAGCUAAUACUGAGAAACACAAAUGUAUGGAGCUGCAAGGUAAAAAACAAAACUCUGAAGUCUCCUCGCUGUGCACUCAAAGGCCACAUCAUAACCACAUGUGCAGGAAAUAAAAGUGAUCAUAUUUUUAGGUAUCCUGGAGGGAGAGAGAAAAGAACAUAAACAACAAGCUGAUGAAUCUGCAAAACAGAUAAAACUUCUUCAAGGUACAUCUUUGUGUUUUUUUCACUUGGAGCUCUGAGGUUUGCACAUUCUGUUAUAAAUGUCAACAUUCUGAAUCAAAACACUUGGUUGGGGUUUUGACAGGCCAGCUGCGGCAGCUCCAAGAUGAAACAAACGCUCUCAGGGAGCAGAUAGACGUCUCCUCCAGUUCACGCGACGAGCUGCAAAGCGCACGUGAUGAGGUGAAGGCGUUGAAACAUGCCCUGGAGGCAGCCACCGCCGAGCGGGAUCGCGAUGUUACCACUAUCCAGACUAACCUGUCAACCGUGUCAAAGGACCUCGACAAAUGGCGGCAGGCUGCAAACAAAUAUGAGCGUGAGAUUGACAAUCUCCAGCGGGAUCUCCAGCAGCAGAGUAAACAAUGGCAGAAAACUGCAGAAAUACAAGGUACAGUGUGAUGCAAAUAUACAAAAUACUACCAAGAAUACUGAUAGUAGGUUUUCCUCUAGAACCUCACUAUUAGAAAGCUCUUUUGUUUGUAUCAUUAAGGAUUUCUCUGCAUAGCCUCAUAUAUAUUUUCCUGUUUAAGCAUGCAGAAAAUAUUACACAAUGAAAAAUACUUGAUAUAUGAUUGUUUGAGAGCCAAUUUAGAGAGGAGCAUCUGCUGUGUUAUAUAAGUCCCUCUGCCCCCACAGCCGGUGAGCUGCAGUCCAUGCAGGUGGAGUGUAAUGGCCUACAGAAGGAGUGCUCUGUCCUGCGAUCUGAAAAACAAGACAUUGCAAAUAAACACCAGAAAGAAAAGAGCGGUCUGCAAAGUGAGUACGCUUCACUCCGAGCUGAGAAGGAGGAACUCCUUAAGGCUCACCAAAAAGAGAAGGCCGGCCUGCAGAGUGACUGUGCAGCUCUGCGCUCUGAGAAAGAGGCGGUGCUGCAGAAACAGAAGCAGCUGGAAAAGGACCUGGCCAGGUCAGUGCUCUGAGAUUGCUGCUCUCUACCCCCACCUUCCAAUAUCUUUUGCAACAAAGCAUACCACAAACCCUCUCUCGGUAUGAUUAUUCACCUUUUGAACUCAUUGCUGUUUUUGUUUCUGGUAGCUCGCGUGCCCAGAAUGCUGAGCUUAGCAGCAGCCUCAAAGCCCUGGAGAGAUCCCAGCAGGAGUUGGAGAAAAGGCUGGGGGCCCUGCAGCUCCAGCAUCAGCAGGAUAGCACCAAACUGCAGACCCAACUUGAUGAAGCAGACAGCCGCAGCAAGACUCUGCAGAGAGAGGUUUGAUCUUAAAACUUCGAGGACAUUAAUCAAGUGUGACGUUGCUCAGAUCCACUCCUCAGACUUCAAAUGCUCCUUCUCUUAAACCUGACAUUAACAAUGUGUCAUCCUUUUGGCUGAGGUAGCAAUAAUGGCUUUGGCUGCUGUCUAAAUGGAGUAGUUUAGUAUCUUUGGUCAUUAAAUUAGACCCCCAUAUACACUUAGCAUCAACAUGCCUCCCAGGGUAUCCAAACAAAGUGAUAAGCCUGAACUUCAGGUGUGAAUGGGACUGCUAAGUCCACAUGCAGAAGUGGUCUGGGAUUUGUUCCCAUUGGUUUUGUACUGUGUACGCCCGUGCUUAUUCUCCUUGUAUCCACGGCAACUAUCACAUGUAGAAACAGACCACCAGCUCGACUCAUUCAAGUUUUCUCUGCAAACCACGUGUUGUUAUUGUUUGACUAAGACUGAGUUAACUUUUUGAUAUCCAAGAGUUGUUAAUCAAAAAUCCUAUUGAUCAAUAAGUUAGAGUAUUAAAAUACAAUAAUACAUAGCAUCCCAAUACGCUGCUGGUCUAGGUAGCAGUCUCUAACAUGGUUGGAACAAUAAUUUAUACAUUUUUGAUAUGCUUUUAUUUGGCCUUUCUUUAACCGGAAAGUCCCCCUGAGACUAAAACAACAUAAAUAUAAGUGUGGGACAAUCACAACUGUUUCUAAAAAUGCAUUUAAGAAAAACAACCGCAUGCCUCAGCCACCACAUCCUUUACGAUUGGUUGAGUGAUAUCAGCGUUUCUUGUUUGAGCUCUUACAGGAAAGAGUAUUUUCCUCAGAUAUGUCCAAACUCAGGCUACGAGAAUAUCUGUCUAACACUUAACCGUUUCUAUGUAAUAGGAGACAGGAGCUGCCUUAGUUUAAUAAAGGCGGGAUAGGAGAUACAAAAAGUUUGAAAUGAAGUUAUGUCUGUAUGGGAGGGAGGACCGGACACACACUGCCAGGACAAACAAACCCUUAGCCUGUGGAUUUUUCUGGUUGUGGCCAUCAGAAAUGUGUUUUAGACAUAAAGUAGACAUCAUGCCCAAUAGUUGGAAUAGAAAGUUUGUGCCCAAGCUUGUGCUUUUUAUUCACUGUCUAUGGAUUCAAAAGAUGGAGUUCGAGGCCAAUGCAUCUGACUAUUAAUCACAGAACUGUCUGAAUGGAUAUUUUUUAGCCUGUAAUGGUCCAAAAGUUACUAAAACUUUAAUCUGUUUUCAGCAAAAACAAAGACUUGACUUCAAAGCAUCCUGCGGUAAGAGCUGUUAGUACGGUUUCUGCUGCUGUUGCUCCGCUCCCAGUCAGGUUUGGCAGGCUGGAUGAGGAUCAGUCACUCACUUGUGUAGCAGGAGGCAGAGAUUAAGUCACUCUUAACCAAGAGUCAUUUGUCGCAGUGUUGUUUCAUUUACACGGUGAAUGAAAGUGGAGGCUAAGUGCUCUCACUGCGUCUUUUCAUGAAAGAGUGGAUACACUCGUCCUGCCAGACCGUUGAGGACAAUAGAUAGGGAGGAACUUUCAUUACCUAUCUGUUAGUAGUACUCACACCUUUUCACACCAGCACACUCCCUUAUUUGCAUGAGAUGCUUUUAAAUGAAAAUAUGUUGUGCAAUUACUUCUAACUGAGAAAUGUCUUGUUUUGCGUGCAGUAUGAGGAGGCCAAGACCGAGCUGUGUGACCUGAAGGAAAAAUAUGAAAAGACUGAGCAGGAAAAACAGUCUCUUGUGGAUGAACUGGAGGGGUGCAAAGCCAGCAUGAAGGAGAUACAGGAAAAGGGAACAAAGGUAAGUGCUACCCCAUCUAACAUUGGAGAAAUGAUUCGCUUAUAACUGUGUGAGACUUAAUAUUUUCAUAGGGGCAUGUGGUGCAGGAAUUUUGAUCUGUCAUUAAGAAACAAAACGGCACCAUAGCUUUUAUUAUUUGCAUAAGCAGCCGUAAUCUUUAGCUUUCUCAGUUUUGGAAGCAUGACCUUUGCCUCACAUUUUGCACCAAGUGUAUGGUACAAUUCUUAAACUAUGAAAUACCUGCAGCCAUAAAAACAUAUUUUAUUUCUCAACACACCUGCCCCUCUUUUACUCAUCCAUUGUCUUUUUUGACUGUUGCUCUCAGACAUUUACAGCCGUGUGUAACUUUGAGACUCACAUAAACACCAUUUACAGACACAGCCUACUGACUGAGGGGUCUAUUAAUAAAGCUACACCCGACUGACUAAAGUAUGUCCAGUUGCAGUUGAUCACUAUAAUAUCCCUUCCCUUCUGUAGAGAUCUCUUUUGCUGCCUGUUCAAGCCAUAGUCAUCGGCCUUAUCCUGGCUUUGCUGUAUUGGUGCUUCGGCGCAUUGUGGUAGGAAGGUACACAUUACUCCUGUCAAGUCGGCCUACAUCUUUCAUUGUCAUAAUUGUCUUUUAGAUCAUUGCAUGACUUAAUCAGGUUUUCCUCGUUCCCCAGAAUGCCUUCCUCAGGGGAAAGCUCCUAAAAUUGACGUCUGAAAAACUCUAACCUCUAAUCAUACAGCUCCUACAUCUGACAUCUGUUUGUCCUGUCUGGGUGGCUAAUGCUUAACAACUGUUUCUCUCACUUGGCUUGGAUGGGCUUAAUCUUUACCUGAGAGAUAACUCGCAUUCUCUAUGCUCUGCAUUGGCUCCAUUGACAAGCUGCCUCUGUCCAAUCUUUUGUGAUCCUUGGACGGGUGAAUCGAUGCGACGUCGCUCAUGUGUCUCCGUUUCUGUGUGGCUUCUAUUUUUCAGAAGCAGUGGAUGAUCUGGGGGCCUGUGGUCGCUGCAGCGUUAACAGCUGUGACUGCUGCCGCUGUGCUCCUCAGGACCUGAGGGCAACGUACACACACAGACACACACAUACACGCAAACGCACAAACAUAAAUGAACCCAUGUUUGUCGUCAGAUUUCUCUGCACUGAAACUGAAAAACCUGCCCUCCUGUCAUAUCUGCACAUUAAAUCAGGAGGGCUCUUCCUUAACACUGUUUAACUUUUAAGAUGCUCUAUUUUAGAUGACAAAAAAAGGUUAAUAAAAGAAUGUCUGUUUUGUGUGCAAAUGAACGAGUUUGUUUGUACAUCUAUUACUUGAGAGAUAUCGAGGCGGGUGGCGGUUGAUCUGUUUGCUAUUGUGACUUAUAGGAUCAUCUAUUAAUGAAUGUAAAGAUACUCUACGUGCUUCAUUAAUUCUGGAUAUGUUUAUGAGAACUUAGAUGGACAACCUGGAGUUUAGACCUCCCCAAAUGUAACACAUCUCUGUAACUGUCAGAAUAAUAAAUACUGUCACAAUAACAAAGCCCCUGAUGAAGUGUAUGAUGAAUGCCUCAGAAAAUAUACCAAUAGAAGAUACUACUUGUUAUUAAAAUCAAUAUAAAUUUAAAUAUACGUCCUUAAAUCAUUUUCGUUUACAGCCAGGGGGUUGUAGUCGAGCAAGAAUUCAUAUUUUGGUUUUCUUUCCUGGUGUGAUUAACAGUCCUGGGAUCUAUUUUCAGUUAUUAUGAUCACAGCUGGAACAUAAACCUCUGGUGUUUUUCUGAAGCAGCUGGCUGUGAGUAUCCAGCACUUGUGCUUGUGUUAGCCACUUCUCUGGCAGAAUCAGUUCUUCCAUGGAGGGUAAACAAUGAAAUAUUUCCUCUUUUUUUAACUUUUAUUCAAAGCUAAGUCUAAUGUAAUUGUUCAUCCUGAGCUGAUUUAGUUUACAUCCGUCAGUCAUUUACUGUUUCAUGGCAAGGAAGUGUAUAUAAAACAAGGUAUAAGUGUUGCCAGUCUUACUGCAUAUGUGGGAACAGUGACAAGCUGAAGCAUGCUUGUUGACUGUACAUUACUGGUGUAACAAAGCAGAAGUAGAUUCGCAUUACAUAACAUCAAAACAAUGAUAUCAAGACAGCCCCAAGCUGUGUAAUGAUGUUAUAUCACACCUCAUCAGCAAAGCACCAUAAAAAACUGGUUUCCUAGUUGGCAUGUUAUAUACUAAAUUCAUAAUUUUAUCAAAAAUUAAUAAAAAAAAAAUCAGUUUAUAUAAAUAAGUACGUAACAAAAAUACAUCAGAAUGGUAUGAGCUUCAAAAGUGGUCUCAAUUAAAGAUCUUAUCCUCAUAAUUGCAGCUUUAAAUCAUUACGCAAACAUGCAAUCACAGCAGCCACCAAACUAUGAAGAUGAGGUCAGACCUCCUGCUGUUGGAGGAUUUGUUUUUUCUGAAUCAUCUGCCUGUUGGUCCCACUGAGUUCUGGACAACCCCGAAUAAGAGGAAACCUGGUUACGUAUAAUAUAUCUGAGGUAAGCUGUUCUUGUUUUGAUUAAUAGAAAAAAAUGUAAGUAAAAUGUUUACAUACCUCUUCUUUUGCCUCAGUCUAAUGGCCGACUGUACCGCAGCGGGCAGUCAGAGAGGCUAAUUGCAGCUGACAGCAGGAUGCAGAGGGAGGGUGGUUUUCUCACUGUGCUCACGUCACGAAACCACACAAUGGGGCACGGAAAAAGACUGAGCUUAACCAAAGUAUACACAGUGUUAAAAUGAUCACCUCCAGCAUGUGGAUAGAUUUGUUUGUGACCUGCUGUUUGGGUUUUAUGAAAGUCGUUGACCCCGUGAGGCAUUACACCACAAAUCGAUGACCAGGAUGUGGAACACUCCUCUGGAUUUAUGGAGUGAGAGGAACUUUGUGGUUACACCGGCCUUUGAGGGUCUCAUUUUCCUUUUCCUAUAUUUUUAAUCAUUCUAACCUUUCUUUUAACAUCUGUUGCAAAUAAGAGACUCUACAUCAUCAUUGCAUUACAUACUACUGAAGUAUUUCCUCAGGAAUCCCCAAAAGCAUUUGAUUGUAUCUUCUCGUGGAAGUGUAAUGUAAAACUAAAUUGGAAAUCCAUCAAAUUUAUUUUAAAAAACUUAAUUAAAAGCUGGAAUCCUGAUAUUUGGACAAAUGGUGUGUCAAAUAAAAUACUUUUUUAGGUGACAGACAUCUUAUGUGACCCUUCCUAGAGACUCAAAGCUGGAAAAUCUCCUCUGCUGCUUUGAUUUUGACAGUUAUUUAGUCUAAUCUGUCUCUCUGAGAGUCAGACUUUAUGGAAUUGUGAUAUUAGAACUCUUUACAGCCACACUGGAGAUCAGAAAACUCUGUUUGAUGAACUGAAUUAAUAGGACAGCUGACUGUGGGGGGCCUUAACAUCUGCUGGAAGAUUAUAGGGUUGAGCGCUCGGAGCAGCUACGCCCUUUUAAGCAGGCUGACCACACUGAUGUAAGGUCUGUGCAGGAGGAUGCACAGUAUUUCUCAACAGGAAAGGAAGUCUGUUGCUUAAUCUUUUGGUUUUGCUCUGACCAUGAGGUUAAAGCUGCAAAGGAAAUCACUGCCCAUCAUGAUACAUCUGGUCCUCAUUUCAAUCAGAGCCACACUGGCUCUGUCCUUUCUGAUCUGCUGUGUCAUGGAUUCCUCUCGGGAUCCAAUGCGACAUGUGACUGAGGUGGCUCGAUGCACUGACAACCUGGAGAAAACAGUGUGAGUGUGUGUGUAACACGAGCCGACUGAAGACGGCCUCUUCGCCUUGUAUAAACCCAAAUAAGAGAAUCAUUCCCACGCAAUGCUGGCCUCUCCGCAGAGUUGUCGUGUCCAUUUGUUCUGCUCUACUUUGUAUGUAGGUCGUCUGUAGUGGACCGGGGAUGCAGCACAAUGGCAGCUGAAUUAGACGGUAUUUUUACUCUAAUUAUUGGCUUCAUAUAGGCCUACUUAACAUAGCUACCAGUUAAGCCCUUUUUACUCUGUAUGCUUGAAAGUAUAAACCUGUUUCCUAAAUGACAGCACAGUUAACAGCUUACAUAUUGAGUAGUUUGUAUUUAAAUCCAUCAAAUCUGGGGCUUUAUCUCAAUUGUAAUCGCAUGUAUUUUGGAUUAUGUUAAAAAUCUAAGCCCUUCACUGGUCUGUAACAUCAUUAAAGACAUCAGGAAUUAUAAUUAGUACCUAUAGCUUUGUCAUUAAAACAUCCCUGCCCUGCAAAUGAGGGAAAUGCAACAUGCACUACCUUCAAAGCUGUGUUUAAAUAUAUAUGUUAUGUGUAUCUGUAUGUGUCAAUUAAAUACACAAGCACAAAAACCCCCGGUAUGAAUCAUCCCUUUGAUAUGCAGAAAAUUCUGGUAUCUGUACUGCCAGGGUCACCUCUGGAGGGCAGUGUGUCUUUGUUGUGGCUCAGUGGGUUCAUCAGUUCUGUUUCUUCCUCUCUGAGAAAGAGACGACAUCAAAGUGAUGACGCCUCACGCUGCGUGGAUGUCAAGACGCCAAGUGCUGUGUGCAAUAAGGCUUCAAGUUUCUCCUCUGCUAACUGCAUUUAAGAGGAAAGCUGUAUUUUGUCUCUAUCAUGACACCCAGUGGUAAGUCUUAGACCUGUGAUUUAGUGCAAGUGCAAUCAGAUGUGGACGUAGAGUGAGUUCAACAAGUGUCACUUAAAGGCUUUUUCAUUCAAAGUGGAAUACCAUAUUAAUUUGGACAAUUAUUCUUAAAGUAGCUGACAAGUAAAGUGUUAUUUUCUGAUUAAAAUAUGUAAUUAAAAUAAAAAAUGGUAAUGUUUUAUUCUCAGAUCAUCAGGUAGGUACCUUGCAGUGUCAAAGCAACAUUUUAAAGAGCCAUAUUUUUUUUAUUACAGCUUUUUCUCCACUAAUAACUCAAAGUGAUUCAACAUAAUUAAGUUCUUACACGAUUAGCUCCUCAUUAUUCUUUAUGUGUCACACAUUUAAAACACCAUUAAGUACUUAACACCGUUUUUAAUCAGGGGAAUGAGUCAGUGCCAUAAUUUGCUUGUUAUUAACACAGCAAAAACAACUCGAAUGAAUACUGAACUCUUUGGUCAAACUGAUCCUAAAACAGCUAAAAGCUUAAAACCAAAUAAGUGCAACUGAACAGACAAAAAGGAGCAAAACAACCUAAACAAAAUACAAUAUAUUAACACAAUAAGGCCUGUUUGAGCAUUUGCUUUGGGUUUAUAGCCCUUAUAACAUAACAAAAGAAAUAAAUAUAUAUGUUGAAGAAUCCCCUUUGAUAUAAGAGUCAUUUUUCUUAAGUGCAGGAAAGCUGUUAAUCUUUUACAUAACUAAAUAGAGACUUUUCUGUCCCUUGUUUCCACAGCAACUUGACCAAUAUUAAUUUCUUACCCUAAAGUCUUCACUGUGGUUUUACUGGCUGCAGCUGCUAGUGAUAUUUUGUGUUAUUUACACUGAUUACCCCAUCAUCUAUUGCAUCCACAUUUUCUAAAUGGCAUCUUUUUCAAUUCAACUCUGGAUCAAACUCCAGUCCGUGCGUUCACUUUAAAAGAUCGACCGACUAGUCUCAGUGUCCUGGUUUCCCCAAUGAUGAGUAAUAAUCAAUGAGGAUAUACAGAGCAAACAUAAUCUCUGUGGACCAACUGCAAUCCGCAGGGACUUCUUUUGUUUUUUUUAAUUUGGGAUUUCACAGAGAUAUUUCUGCUGCUUUUAUGCUCCAAACACAUUAAUAACGCCUGCAGAUGAACUUGCUGUGGAACACAUCAAAAGAAUCAGAGUUGAACCAGCGGACACAUGCGUCUACCUGAGCUAGAGGAAACAAGACACAACAGUAAAAUCAUCUAAAAGUAAGUUUUUUUAAUUUUUAAAUUAUUAUCAAGGUUAAUGAAAUUUCAUCUACUUUUUAACCAAACAUUGGAUGUUGUUUAAUCUGACUGCCCCUCCCCCGACACAAGUGUACUGUAUGUGUGUAAUGUGCGUGCUGUGUGAUCUAGGGAAGCCAUGGCAGCUGAUCUGGACGUGGUGAACCUGUUUAUCAUUGCUGGGGGAACUCUGGCGAUUCCCAUCCUGGCAUUUGUGGCUUCCUUUCUUCUCUGGCCCUCAGCUCUCAUCAAAGUCUAUUACUGGUGAGCUCAAUAACUGUGCUGCCCUGUGUGUUACUUUAUAGCUUAAAUUAAUCUCUUGAGAGGUUCAUGAAUGAGACUAACAGAAACAUUUCUCCCAGUUUCUCUUUAAUUCAGUCCUGCUAAAGCUCCUAUGGGGAGUAUUUGGAUAUUUCUGAAAUACACCAAAAUUCACAUUAAUGCUCUUUUAUAAUAAACAAACGUAAACAAACCCAUCACUAUGACGACUGAUGCUUUUUUUUUAUUGCAAUUGUGAUGAUGCAAAGGGGUAGGUGUCAGCCUAGCAGGUAAGCAAUAGCCCAACUGUCAUACAUUUGACAGUCAAAAGUCAACAGGAUGAGAUUCUUUUUAAUUGCCUGAAGACAUUCCUCACUGGAGUUUUAACUUCUUAGAAAUAUACAAAUACAAUACCACACAUAAAUUAAAGCCGCUGUGAGGAGUUUUUGACAUGGUAAUGUAACGGGAUGAAAUCAAUAGUGAUGGCUCUUUAUAGUCUACUGAGGCAAAAAAGGCCAUCAACAAAGAGAAAGUUACUCCAGGAGCUUAAAGCUUUUUAUCUCAGUACAGAUUAUUUUUUAUUGUCGACAUUCAAACCCAUGUCCUUUUUUUCUGACAGCCUUUAAUACAGGCAGAUAUUAGGUCAUUUUAUUAUUUAAAGCCUCUGUUAAGACUUUUAGGUUUAUAUUGAAUUCAGCGCCCCAGAGAUUUCUUUGCUAUUUUCAUUUUACAUGUGUUGAUACAUUUUUACCAGAAAAUUUACCCUGAUAUUUAUUAUCAAUCAAACUUUUUAUGAAAAUCAUCUGUGGAAAUAGAAAAAUUAUGAAAAAUUUGGAUCCACAACCGUUGGAUUCCUGCACCGUCAUGUUUCCGUGUAUGAGCUCAGACAUCCUGCUCCUUUUCAGGUACUGGAGGAGGACACUUGGCCUGCAGGUGCGCUAUGCAGACUGUGGAGGUUAUCGCUUCUGUUACUCCUACAGGGGGAGGCCCGGGAUGAGACCCUCAAUCUUAAUGCUGCAUGACUUCUCUGCCCACAAAGACACAUGGCUCACUGUCGUUAAGGUGAGGAAAAUAUGGAUUUCAGUCUGUUUUUCAAACAUCGAACAUUCUCUGAUAGAUAAGUUGUAAUCUGUAUUCUAUAUUUAAAUGUUGGUUUGCUUAGGAGAAUCCAUUUUCUCGUGAGCUUUUUGAAGCAUUUUUCUGUUGUUCCAGUAUUUACCCAAACAUCUGCACAUUGUGUGUGUGGACAUGCCUGGCCAUGAGGGAACAACACGCACCAACACUGAAGAUUACUCCAUCCAAGGGCAGGCCAGAAGGAUCCAUCAGGUACACUGACAAUAGAGCAAUAAGGUACUACAUACUGUAUGUAUGUUUAAAAUAGGCCCCUAUGUCACUACAUAGAAUUGUUUUCUUUUUGUUUUUGUAGUUUGUGGAAACUGUACGACUGAACAAGAAACCUUUCCACCUGGUUGGGACUGCCAUGGGGGGAAAUGUGGCGGGAGUUUAUGCAGCCUUCUACCCCUCAGAGAUUUGUAGCAUGACUCUCAUCUGUCCAGACGGUCAGUCACUCUGUGUGCAAGUGGGUUUAGUUGACACACCAAAGCGGCUGAAAGCAAAGAGUGUAUAAUAAGUUAAUACCAACCAUCCACUGCUACUAUUGUGUCCUUAAAAGCCAUCACAGGAUAUGACCUGACAUGACCAUAAAAAAAACACAUACCUUUUACCUUUGCUGUUUAGCUUACUCUCUCAACAAACACUCAAGCUUGCAUGCAUCAUCAGUUUCUGUCAGUAAACACUCAUUUUAUCUUGCAGGAAUAAGACACCCAUGUGAGACCAAAUUCGACAAUCAUCUGCAAGACCUGGAGCAUAGCAAUUACACAUUAAAUAUCCCGCUGAUCCCAACUACACCUGAGGAGAUGGAGGACAUGUUCAGGCUUUGUUCUCAUGUUCGCUUUAAAAUCCCUCAGCAGGUCAGGUCCACACUUGAAAUAAAAGCACCAGGGGUUUUAACUUUCAAUGCACCAAGAGUACCUGACAAUCAUGGUUAAUGUAUUCAAUGAUAAUCACCUCAGCUACCUUGUGUAAACAUGUUUUCAUUCUUUAGAUUCUCCAAGGAUUGGUAGAUGUCCGGCAGCCCCAUAACAUGUUUUACCAAGAAGGUUAGUCCACUGUGGUGCAGAUAAUUUCAGUGACUUAUUUAAGUGUACAGUUUAGUCCAAGUGACCUGCUGCCCUAGAAAUUUAUCUACUUUUUUUCUCUCUCUUUUUCAGUAUUUAUGGAGAUAGUUGGUGAAAAAUCAAGAUAUGCCUUACAGGAGCACUUACACCUCAUCACUGCACCUCUACAAGUGAUAUGGGGCAAACAAGAUCAGGUUAACUAAUGCAAUGACAAUCCAGUUUUUGUGCGCAAACGUGCAGGGGCAUGUCCAAAGCGGUGGUCAGGUGUGACAUGGGCCCCUUUUAUAAUUAGCUUUGCCUGAUUUCCCUUGUGCAACCCCCAAAUCAAUGUGUGUUACAAUAGCUGCCGGUAAUCUCCCUUUUAAAAGGAUAUUCCGGUGUAAAAUUAAUUUAGGGUCAAAUACACCAUAACACCGAGUUAGACACCCCCUUGAGAGAUGAAUGUUGCCGACUGCUUGCUUCUACAGAACUAGCCACCAAACAUCUUUUUAGCUCUGCCUAAUUUCUUUAGCAAAGAGACUAAACGCAACUCACCUACUCCCUUCCAGCAGCUGCUUAAUUGUAGCGGGCCACUCCAUUAUGGACUACAGCGGGUUGAUGCAGCUCAAAGGAGGAACAUUUUUGAUCAGUUCUAAAUGGAAAUGCAAUCAGACCAAGACGCUUAGGCAGAAGAACUACCGAGUCUGCAGUGCAAAAUGAUUCAUAUGAUGAUUAUUACUUCAAGGAAAUGAUAAAGUCAUGAUCAUAAUUUUACGCCAGAAUAUCCCUUUAAGGUGGAUGCUCACACUGCAUGCCACCCCUGGAAUAAUCAGUGCCUCAGUUUGCUCCACCCAAAAGUCUGUACAUGCCUCUGCAAACAUGUAACCUGUAAACGUUGCAUGACCUCCUUUCUCUUAAUGAGGCCUCAAAAGUAAGCCUAAAGGCACAUACCCUUACACUCAUGCUUUGACUUUUUGUACAGGUGGUGGAUGUUUCUGGAGCUGCAGUCAUCUCAGAUGUGCUGCCUGGGUGUAGAGUGGACCUGCUGGACAACUGUGGGCACUCUGUGGUGAUGGAGAGGCCUUGUCGGACAGCAAAACUAAUUCUGGAGUUUAUCAUCUUGCAGCAAGAUGCUCGGGGCGGAGUGAAGAAAUCCUCAUGA
Xyrichtys novacula (pearly razorfish) is the source of this 12687-nucleotide messenger RNA. NCBI's taxonomy places the organism in Eukaryota, Metazoa, Chordata, Actinopteri, Labriformes, Labridae. The record is from the annotation of a GenBank genome assembly.